Molecule: messenger RNA, 996 nt
Organism: Nicotiana attenuata
Lineage: Eukaryota; Viridiplantae; Streptophyta; Magnoliopsida; Solanales; Solanaceae
Exons: 2
Coding region: 243-755 (170 amino acids)
Source: RefSeq, a predicted model, not a curated record
AAAAAAAAAAGAGAAAGAAUCAGACGGCUCAGAUUCACUUUCUAUUUCUUCCCAUCCCAUUUCUCUCUCCACCCCCUCAUUCUAUUUCUUCUUCAAAAUCUCUCCCAUAAUUCACUCUUCUAUCUCUGAAAACACUAACACCCAGAAAAGAACAUUUAAAAAGAAGAGCAAAAUGAAGGGGUGAUAUUAUUAAUUCUUAAUUUUAUUUACAAGAACUAAUUUCUUUUAAGAAGAAGAAGAAGAUGAUGUUGGGUAAAAGAGGACGUCCACCGAUGAGGAGGACAACGAGCAUGACAGGGAUCACCGUUGAUAUAGGGACAGGGACUGGAAGUGAACAAGAGCCGUCUGAUUAUAGGCCUAAAGUUAUGGUUGAUCAUGAUCAGUUUAAGGGUUCAUCAGAGAAGCAAGUAAUGAUGAGCAGUACUACUACAAGUGGUAUGGCGGCGAUGGUGUCGCCGAGAUACCAAAGGAGAAUUUCAGGCGAAGGUUUUCAAACUGAGACGGCUAAUUUCUUGAGAACUUGUGGUCUUUGUAACCGCCGGUUGGCUCCCGGACGAGACAUCUACAUGUACAGGGGUGAUACCGCAUUUUGUAGUAUGGAGUGUAGGGAACAACAAAUGAAGCAAGACGAAAGAAAAGAGAAAUCCAAUUAUAAGCGUAACUCAAACAAGACAGAAAACCAUCACAAUCACUCAGAACUUCCUUCUGCCAACUCUGAAACUUCCAGCAAGAGCGAAACUAUAGCAGCAGCUUGAACGAAGAAGGAAAAAAGAAUGAUAUGUAAAUGAAAGAAAGCUAUGUAAAGUUAAUAUCCAUGCACGUAAUUAAGGAAUAUGCUUGUGAGUUGAUUGGGUUUUUAGGGGUUUUGAGUUUUCAUUUUCUUUUGUGGCUUCAGCGAUCCAAUGUAUUGUAACUUGUAAGUGGACAAAAAUUUGGAAAAAUAAAAGUAAAAAAAGGCAAUGCUAAGAAAUAGUGUAAACUUAUAAAUUUUUAUGC